CAAAUCCAUUCCAAUCAUGUACUGCUUCUGCAAACAGCUGGAUGACUUGGUUAACACAUUCCAACCGAUGAGAACUGGUCUGAGGAGCCUUAAACCUUCCUUCCCAGGGGUGGCCUAGAGAAAACUGCCUCCUCCGCCCCUUGGUGACAACUUGUCGUGGAGGUGAGGCAAUGCUGGUUCAGGCUUUCAGGGCACUAGCACUGUUUUAUUUCUGCCCUCUUUAUGUCUUUCUGUCACAUUGUCUGGGCAUUUAACACACUUUCACUGGGUGCCUGCUUUGUGUCCAGCCCUGUGCUGGGUGAUGCUGUGGACCAAGCAGUGGGUGACUGAGGUAACCUUGGUACAUGUCCUCAGGGGGCCCACAGUCCAGACAGAGACAGCCCAGGGCCAAGAUGGGGGAGGCAGGGGCAGAGGAGUCAAGGCCAAGAUAGGGGAAGCACAGGACACCAUGGGAGUCCAGAAUGGGUCCUAACCCAUCCUGGAGCCUCAGGGAGGGCUUCUGAGAGGAGGAAUCCUUUGAGAUGGGUUCUGAUGAGAAUUCUGGGAAUUGAGGGUGUAUUUUCAGGAUGGGGAAGCAAAUUUAAAGAUCCAGAGGCCCUGUAUUUUUCUCAUUUUUGACAACUUGCUUUGUACCUGGGAUUGUUGUAAACACUGGGGAUAAGGCAGGAAGGAAAACAGAAUCUUUGUGUUCAUGGUGGUGGAGAGCACUUGAAGCCAUUUUAGAAAACCUGAAAGUCAAUCGGUGUGGCAGGAUUGCAGGGAGCAAGGAGGAGUGUGCAUCAGGCCAGACCUGAAGGGCUUUGAGGCAAAAAUAUGAGUUUGGACUUUGUCCCCAGGACAGUGGGGAGCCAUGAACCAGUUUCCAGCAGCAGGGGUUGCCACUCUGAGAGGAAGGAUGGGGCGUCGAGAGGAUGUAUGAGGCACCACCAGAGGACACGCUGCGGAAAAGUCCUUAUAAGAAGAAGGCCGCGGGGGCAUCAUGGUAGGAGGCUUGAAGAGGAAACACUCAGAUCUGGAGGAGGAAGAGGAGGAUGAGAAGUGGGACUGGGGUCCAGCAGGCCUGCGGAGCUACCAGCAAGCCCUGCUCCGUAUCUCCCUAGACAAAGUCCAGCGAAGCCUGGGCCCCCGAGCACCCAGCCUUCGCAGGCAUGUCCUCAUCCACAAUACCCUCCAGCAGCUCCAAGCUGCGCUUUGCCUGACUCCUGCACCUGCCCUGCCCCCAGAGCCCCUCUUCCUGGGCGAGGAGGACUUCUCCCUGUCGGCCACCAUCGGCUCUAUUCUCAGGGAGCUGGAGACCUCCAUGGAUGAGACUGAGCCCCCUCAGAAUCCAGUGGCUCCCCCGGGCCCCCAGAAUGAAGUGCUGCCCCAGCCCGAUCCAGUCUUCUUAGAAGCUCUGAGCUCCCGGUACCUGGGGGACUCUGGCCUGGAUGACUUCUUCCUGGACAUUGACACAUCUGCAGUGGAGAAGGAGCCUUCACUGGCCCCACCAGAGGCUCCUCACAACCUUUUCUGUGCCCCAGGGUCCUGGGAGUGGAAUGAACUAGAUCACAUCAUGGAAAUCAUUCUGGGAUCCUAAAACUUUGAUGGGGGGUGCCUCUUCCUCGUCGCAGCCUUGGUGGGCUGAAUCCCUGGAUGCAACUGUGUGUGUGUGUGUGUGUGUGUGUGUGUGUGUGUUUUGAUGGGGGCUCUAAGCAGUGGCUGUGGCCUCCUUCCUCCCAUUUCAGGGUUCCAGAUUGUCUCGCAUGUAUGUGUGUGUCUGGUUAUCGCAACCUUCUGUGAAGGUGGGUCUUCCUGAAUUAAUUUAUCUGUUCCAAAUGCCUUAAUGAGACUCUGUUUCUGGGAGUCUGAUUUCCCACUUCCACAUUUCUUCUGCCUUUCCCUCCAGUUCCUACUCCCCUUGUGUCCACUGGGGCCUCAGGGAAGAUAGUUUGGGCCUGUCAAAGGAUGACAGGGAUGUGCGCCUGAUUGCUAUGGAAACCCAGCCUCUGCCUCUUGCACCUCCAGGUAGUGGGAGGGGCUGGCCUCCUCCCCACAGGCUGAACCCCACCUCCUUCACAGGACCGCAAUCCAAGCAGCCUCCUGAUUCAUGACCAGGCCGGACCACGUGCAAUAGGGUGGAAACCAAACUGCUCCAUGCCACAUUAUUUAAAAGAAAGGCGGGUUUUGUGGUGGUUUUUUGUUUCUGUUUUUGUUUUUUGAUUGUUUGUAAUGAUUUUUUUUUUUUUUUAAUAAAAGU
Molecule: messenger RNA, 2236 nt
Organism: Balaenoptera musculus (blue whale)
Lineage: Eukaryota; Metazoa; Chordata; Mammalia; Artiodactyla; Balaenopteridae
Gene: SERTAD3
Product: SERTA domain containing 3
Exons: 2
Coding region: 980-1576 (198 amino acids)
Biological process (GO): positive regulation of DNA-templated transcription
Cellular component (GO): nucleus
Source: RefSeq, a predicted model, not a curated record